AUGACAGAAGAGAACCAAAGUGUCAUCUCCCAAUUCUUCCUCCUGGGCCUGCCCAUCCCCCAAGAGCAACAACAGCUGUUCUAUGCCCUGUUCCUGGCCAUGUACCUCACCACUGUCCUGGGGAACCUCAUCAUCAUCAUCCUCAUUCUACUGGACUCCCAUCUCCACACACCCAUGUACUUGUUUCUCAGCAACUUGUCCUUCUCUGACCUCUGCUUCUCCUCUGUCACAAUGCCCAAAUUGCUGCAGAACAUGCAGAGCCAAGUCCCCUCUAUCCCUUAUGCAGGCUGCCUGGCACAACUGUACUUUUACCUGUAUUUUGCAGACCUUGAGAGCUUCCUUCUUGUGGUCAUGGCCUAUGACCGCUAUGUGGCCAUCUGCUUCCCCCUUCAUUACACCAGUAUCAUGAGUCCUAAGCUCUGUGUGAGUCUGGUGUUGCUGUCCUGGGUGCUGACCACAUUCCAUGCCAUGCUGCACACCCUUCUUGUGGCCAGAUUAUCUUUCUGUAAGAACAAUGUGAUCCCCCACUUUUUCUGUGACAUAUCUCCUCUGCUGAAGUUGUCCUGCUCUGACACACAUGUUAAUGAGUUGGUGAUAUUCAUCAUGGGAGGGCUUGUUAUUGUCAUUCCAUUCCUUCUCAUUGUCAUGUCCUAUGCACAAAUUGUCUCCUCCAUUCUUAAGGUUCCUUCUGUUCGAGGCAUCCACAAGGUCUUUUCCACCUGUGGGUCACAUCUGUCUGUGGUGUCUCUCUUCUAUGGGACAAUUAUUGGCCUUUACUUAUGUCCAUCAGCUAGUAACUCUACUGUGAAGGAGACUGUCAUGGCUAUGAUGUACACAGUGGUGACUCCCAUGCUGAACCCCUUCAUCUAUAGUCUGAGGAACAGAGACAUGAAGGGGUCCCUGGCAAGAGUCCUUUGUAAGAAGAAAAUUCCCUUCUGUCUUUGA
Peromyscus eremicus (cactus mouse) is the source of this 945-nucleotide messenger RNA. RefSeq names its product olfactory receptor 1468. Gene Ontology annotation, cellular component: membrane. NCBI's taxonomy places the organism in Eukaryota, Metazoa, Chordata, Mammalia, Rodentia, Cricetidae. Gene Ontology annotation, molecular function: G protein-coupled receptor activity; olfactory receptor activity. Bases 1 to 945 code for a protein of 314 amino acids. The transcript has a single exon. Gene Ontology annotation, biological process: G protein-coupled receptor signaling pathway. The record is from RefSeq and is a predicted model, not a curated record.